Messenger RNA from Austrofundulus limnaeus, 2726 nucleotides. It is a transcript of the gene nek8, whose product is annotated as NIMA-related kinase 8. Gene Ontology annotation, molecular function: protein kinase activity; ATP binding. Bases 143 to 2221 code for a protein of 692 amino acids. The record is from RefSeq and is a predicted model, not a curated record. Gene Ontology annotation, biological process: protein phosphorylation; animal organ morphogenesis. Gene Ontology annotation, cellular component: cilium. NCBI's taxonomy places the organism in Eukaryota, Metazoa, Chordata, Actinopteri, Cyprinodontiformes, Rivulidae. The transcript is spliced from 15 exons.
UUUAGCUUUUUGAGGAUAUGUUGGCGGCUGGCUAGCUUCUCAUUAGGUUCGCGUCGCGAAACGUUUUGUCCCUCGUUUGUCUCCGUAGGUCUGAGCUCGGUUGCCGGGAAACCGCGGAAGGUUUGCGCUCAGCACGGGAGCGAUGGAGAAGUACGAGAAAAUCCAAGUUGUCGGAAGAGGAGCUUUCGGAAUUGUUCACCUGUGCCGCAGGCGCAGCGACGAUGCUUUGGUCAUCCUGAAGGAGAUCCCCGUCGAGCAGAUGUCACGGGACGAACGCCUGGCUGCCAAAAACGAGUGUCAAGUGCUGAAACUGCUCAACCAUCCAAAUAUCAUAGAGUACUAUGAAAACUUCCUGGAAGACAAGUCCCUCAUGGUGGCGAUGGAGUACGCACCAGGUGGGACUCUGGCUGAGUACAUCCAGAAGCGCUAUAACUCCCUCCUGGACGAGGACACCAUCCUUCACUUCUUCGUGCAGAUCCUGCUCGCCCUCUACCACGUGCACAACAAGCUCAUCCUGCACCGCGACCUCAAGACGCAGAACAUCCUGCUCGACAAGCACCAGAUGGUCGUCAAAAUCGGCGACUUCGGCAUUUCCAAAAUCCUCGUCAGCAAGAGCAAAGCGUACACGGUGGUCGGCACGCCGUGCUACAUCUCCCCGGAGCUGUGCGAGGGGAAGCCGUACAACCAGAAGAGCGACAUCUGGGCUUUGGGCUGCGUGCUGUACGAGCUGGCCAGCCUCAAGAGAGCCUUCGAAGCUGCUAAUCUACCCGCCCUCAUUCUGAAGAUCAUGAGCGGAACCUUUGCCCCGAUAUCGGACCGGUACAGCCCAGAACUGCGGCAGCUGGUCCUCACCAUGCUCAACCUGGAUCCCUCCAAACGGCCUCAGCUCAACGAAAUCAUGGCUCUGCCCAUCUGCAUCAGGCCCCUCUUCAACCUCUACACCGACGUCGGCAGCGUGAAAAUGCGCAGAAUAGAGAAACCUCUGUCCACCGGUGCUCCAGGCAGACCAGGAGCCAGAGUUCCUGUCAGAACACGAGACGGAUCAGCUGGUUUAGGGUCAGGAAAGCUGCACGCCCUCCCGCUGUCCUCCGUCUACACGUGGGGGAGCGGCAUCACGGCGCCUCUUCGCCUGCCGAUGCUCAACACCGAGGUGCUGCAGGUGUCUCUGGGCCGCACGCAGAAGAUGGGCGUCACCAAGUCCGGCCGUCUGAUAAUAUGGGAGGCUCCAUCAGUGGUGUCUGGUGAGUCCAGUCUUCCCGGUGCGGUGGACCAGAUGCAGCCACCGUUCGUUUCCCGCUUCCUCGAGGGUCAGUCCGGCGUCACCAUCAAGUCCGUGUCCUGCGGCGAUCUCUUCACCACCUGCAUGACAGACAGGGGCAUCAUCAUGACGUUUGGGAGCGGGAGCAACGGCUGUCUGGGACACGGGAACUUCAAUGACGUGACGCAACCCAAGAUAGUGGAGGCUCUCCUGGGCUACGAGUUGGUCCAGGUGUCCUGUGGAGCGUCCCACGUCCUCGCUGUGACCAAUGAGAGGGAAGUGUUCGCGUGGGGAAGAGGAGACAACGGCCGCCUCGGUUUAGGCACCCAGGACACCCACAACUGUCCACAGCAGGUGUGUUUACCUGCGGAGUUCGAGGCCCAGAGGGUGGUGUGUGGCGUCGACUGCUCCAUGGUCAUCAGCAGCCGAGGCUGCAUCAUGGCCUGUGGAAGCAACAGGUUCAACAAACUGGGUUUGGAUAAAAUCCCAGCAGCAGAUGAACCAGAUGCUGCCAAUCAGGUGGAAGAAGUUCAUUCUUUCUCUCCGGUCCAAUCAGCGCCGCUCAACACUGACAGGAUUGUUUACAUCGACAUUGGAACGGCUCAUUCUGUAGCUGUUACAGAAGCUGGACGCUGUUUUACAUUCGGCAGCAACCAGCAUGGUCAGAUGGGCUACAGCUCGCGGCGGAGCAGCCGCGUGCCGUACGCUCUUCCUGGUCUGCAGGACAUCACCGCCGCCGCCUGCGGAGACGCCUUCACGCUGGCCGUGGGAUCGAAAGGGGAGGUCUACACGUGGGGCAAGGGGGCUCGCGGCCGCCUCGGCAGGAAGGAGGUGGACUGCGUGAAACCGAACCCGGUGCAGCUCGACGAGAACCACCAGUUCGCGGUGACAUCGGUGGCUUGUUGUCACGGCAACACCCUGCUGGCAGUGAAACCUCUGUUCGAGGAGCCUCUUUCCAGAUGAUUUCUGUGCCGCUGCCCUGAAGCCCAGCGGGAGGUCACAGCCCGUCUGCAGCUGCAGGUGUGUUUCACAGGAAACGUGCUGAAGAGGAAUGUUGCCGCACUGAUACUGAAGCAGGAUUACAGCAGCUCAUUAGGCGGCGAGGCCUUUGUCCUUCACAAGCAGCGUUCGUUCGCCCAACAAACCCAGAGAAAGUCAAACAGGUUUUCACGUCCUUUAAAGACCGGGAGACAAAAAGAAGGAAGUUGAGUCAUUAAUCUUAAUCACAGCAUCACUUUGUGUAUUUUUUAUUGGAUUAACAACACAGCUGCGGCGUUCGGACCAAAUAACGAGGGGGGGUGUUCAGGGUCGGGUCGGACCAGACCUUCCCCUCCCCCCUCUUUUCUUUUCUGCUCAAACUGUAGAGAGCAGAAAAUCACACGUUACCCUCCGUGGAGACGGAACAUGAUUUUCACACUUUGGACUAAAAAAAAAACCGAUGAACAACAAAUAAAGUGUUGAACAGGAA